Messenger RNA from Brachypodium distachyon (stiff brome), 2169 nucleotides. Its product is annotated as probable mannan synthase 6. The transcript is spliced from 10 exons. Lineage: Eukaryota; Viridiplantae; Streptophyta; Magnoliopsida; Poales; Poaceae. Gene Ontology annotation, cellular component: Golgi apparatus. Bases 227 to 1852 code for a protein of 541 amino acids. Gene Ontology annotation, molecular function: mannan synthase activity. The record is from RefSeq and is a predicted model, not a curated record.
GAGCCAAGACAAAACUCGCCUAUAAACCAUGUUGUUUUCUCUCAAGGAACAAUCAAACUUGCAUAAAUAUCCGCUGAUUGCAGUCCAGAAAGGCUGAAAGAGGCUGAAAGCCAUGGGGUGUUGAUGUUUAACCUGCCGCUGCUGCUGCCCUCAGGCCACUGCCACCGCCGUCUCUUCUCCAAUUAGCAACAGCAACCCGAAGGAACAUCCCACGAGGCUCGCAUCCAUGCAAGGCGGCGGCCAUGACGCGCUGCGCGACGCCUUCUUCUUCUUCCCCUCCCCCUCGCCCUCCUCCCCGGCGAUGGCGGCCGCGCUGGAGCAGCUGCUCCGGGCGUGGCGGCUGGUGAGGAUCGAGUUCCUGGCGCCGCUGCUGAGGGCGGCGGUGGCGCUGUGCGUGGUCAUGUCGGUGAUCGUGCUGGCGGAGAAGGUGUUCCUCGGGGUCGUCAGCUCCGUGGUGAAGCUGCUCCGCCGGCGGCCAAGGAAGCUGUACAAGUGCGAUCCCAUUGUGGGGGACGAUGAGGAUGGCCGUGGCUCCAUGGCCUUCCCCAUGGUUCUCGUCCAGAUCCCCAUGUACAACGAGCGAGAGGUUUAUCACCUGUCAAUUGGGGCUGCCUGCAGGCUCACAUGGCCGGCAGAUCGUUUAAUAGUGCAGGUCUUGGACGACUCCACCGACGACACCAUCAAGGAGCUGGUGAGGGAGGAGUGUGAGAGGUGGGGCAAGGAAGGGGUGAACAUCAAGUACGAGACGCGCAAGGACAGGGCCGGGUACAAGGCCGGGAACCUCAAGGAAGGGAUGGCGCACGGCUACGUGCGCCAGGGAUGCGAGUUCGUGGCCAUGUUCGACGCCGACUUCCAGCCCGCCCCCGACUUCCUCCUGCAGACUGUCCCGUUUCUCGUCCACAACCCCAGCCUCGCGCUCGUGCAGACCCGCUGGAAAUUCGUGAAUGCCAACGACUGCCUGCUGACGAGAAUGCAAGAGAUGUACAUGGACUACCAUUUCAGGGUGGAGCAGGAAGCUGGCUCCUCCCUCUGCAACUUCUUCGGCUACAAUGGUACUGCUGGCGUUUGGAGAAAGCAAGCGAUCGUCGAACCGGGAGGUUGGGAGGACCGAACGACCGCCGAAGACAUGGACUUGGCGCUGAGAGCAGGACUCCGGGGCUGGGAAUUUGUGUACAUCGGUGGCAUUCAGGUUAAGAGCGAACUGCCGAGCUCUCUGAAGGCGUAUCGGUCCCAACAGCAUCGCUGGUCGUGCGGACCUGCGCUCCUGCUGAAGAAAAUGUUCUGGGAAAUCCUAGCUGCCAAGAAAGUCUCGGUCUGGAAGAAGUUCUACAUGAUAUACGACUUCUUCAUCGCAAGGAGGAUCGUAUGGACGUUCUACACCCUCUUCUUUUUCAGCGUCGUGGUUCCUGUCAGCGUUUUCUUUCCGGAAGUGCGGAUCCCGGUGUGGGAACUGAUCUACAUACCUGCAGCGAUCAGUCUUCUCACCUCGGUCGGCACUCCAAGGUCGUUCCAUCUGAUUGUCCCGUAUUUCUUAUUUGAGAACGUCAUGGCAUUGCAUCGGUUUAAGGCAAUCUUAAUCGGGUUCUUCGAGGCGGGAAGGGCGAACGAAUGGAUCGUCACACAGAAGCUGGGGAAUGUUCAGAAGCAGAAAUCUGUCGCCCACGUUACAAAGAAUCGCCGUCUGAAGGACAGGUUCCAUUGCCAUGAGCUACUAAUGGGCGUGCUUCUUCUCAUGUCUGCAUGCUACGACUACUUGUGCACAGACGAUUAUUUCUACGUCUUUGUCUUCCCCCAGUCGAUCAUGUAUUUCGCAGUUGGGUUUAACUACAUGGGCGUCAGUGUGUCCAGCUGAAUAAAAGGGCAAACAGGGAGCAAUUUGCAUGGUUUGGAUGCAAGCAAAACCAGGCUGCAUCAAAGGGUUUCUUGUGACUUUACAACGGACAAGAUGUAGUACUCCGCUGAAAUAGUAGUAGUAAUCAACAAGAGGAUAUAUAGCUCGCUAUCCAUCGAUCCUUUGAUGCGCAAAGAUGCAUCGAGUACCUUCGAUGUGUUUUGAACACAACUGCUAUCUAUGUCUCGGCAAGUGUUGUAUUCACAUAUGUAGACGUGUUUGGAUGCAAUUAAAAUCCAUCCGUCACAGGAGCUGUUAUGACAAAAUAGUUUCACUCA